Molecule: messenger RNA, 504 nt
Organism: Puccinia triticina
Lineage: Eukaryota; Fungi; Basidiomycota; Pucciniomycetes; Pucciniales; Pucciniaceae
Exons: 4
Coding region: 1-504 (167 amino acids)
Source: RefSeq, a predicted model, not a curated record
AUGGCCCAGCACACCCGCCUCGCCCUCGCCCGCUUCCUCGCCAUCCACACCACCCGCCACGCACUCCUCGCCGAGCUCCACGGCGCACUCCAGCCAGCACACCACCAUGGACAGGACAGCCCCCCGGCCCAGCAGUCCCACUCGGGCUGCAGACACGAACACAAGACCAUCGACACCAGCCCAGAGGAGUACAUCCAGCAGGUGAUCGCCAUCGCCACCUCCGGGCUCAUCGAGAUCCGCGACGAGGCCAAGCUGCUCAUCCACAUCCUCGGCUCCGACCUCAACCGGGCCGACCUGGCCGGGCUGCUCGGCCGCAUCGAGGCGCUCCAGGCCGACAGCAUCGCAGAGUAUCUCCAGCAAAGCCUGCUCUGCCGGAAGGCCCGCGUCGAGGAGCGCGACUACAGCGCAAGGCUCGCCGGCCGCCAGCAGAAACUCGACGCACUCGCCCAGGCGAUCGCCGGCCUCGCCGAGGAAGUCCAGGCCGAGCUGGCCGACCUGCCGUGA